AUGAGCUCUCACGACAACGAGGAAUUGAUCGACUACGAGGAUGAACACGACGUUGUCACGAACGGUGGCGCGGCGCCAUCGGCGACCAAUGGUGCUGUCUCGACAGCUCCUGCAGUCGAUGGUGAGAGCGACAAAGACAAGAAAAAUUUCUCAGGCAUUCACUCAACGGGUUUCCGGGACUUCUUGUUGAAGCCUGAGUUGCUGCGCGCCAUUAGUGACCUUGGCUUCGAACAUCCCUCUGAAGUCCAGCAGGAGUGUAUUCCGCAAGCGGUCCUGGGAAUGGACGUCUUGUGCCAGGCUAAGUCUGGCCAUGGCAAGACUGCGGUUUUCGUCCUUGCUACCCUUCAACAACUCGAGCCUGUCAACGGCGAAGUCUCCGUUUUGGUCCUAUGCCACACACGAGAACUCGCUUUCCAAAUCAAAAACGAAUAUACUCGCUUCGCCAAGUACAUGCCUGACGUUCGUGUUAGCACGUUUUACGGCGGUACGCCCGUGGCCAAGGACUCCGAAUUACUCCGCGACAAAAACAAGUGCCCUCACGUGGUCGUCGCUACUCCGGGACGGUUGAAUGCGCUCACGAGGGACAAGGUACUCGAUGCCAGCAAAGUCAAGCACUUCAUUCUGGACGAGUGCGAUAAAAUGCUGGAACAGCUUGACAUGCGACGCGAUGUUCAAGAAAUCUUCCGGGCGACACCUCAUCACAAGCAGGUGAUGAUGUUCAGUGCGACGUUGGCGAAGGAUAUUCGUGUUACUUGCAAGAAGUUUAUGGCCAACCCACUCGAAAUAUUUGUUGAUGAUGAGACAAAGCUGACGCUCCACGGUCUCCAGCAGCACUAUGUGAAGUUGGAGGAAGUCGGAAAGAACAGGAAGCUGAAUGAGUUGUUGGACACGUUGGAGUUCAACCAGGUCGUCAUUUUCGUGAAGUCUGUCGCACGGGCGAUAGAGCUCGAUAAGCUAUUGGUCUCGUGCAACUUCCCAAGUAUCAGUAUCCAUUCUGGUCUGGCUCAGGAGGAGCGUAUCAACCGAUACACCGCUUUCAAAGCAUUCGAGAAGCGUAUCCUUGUGGCGACCGACAUAUUCGGUCGCGGAAUUGAUGUUGAGCGGGUCAACAUCGUUAUCAAUUACGAUUGCCCUCCCGAUGCGGACAGCUACCUUCAUCGUGUCGGUCGUGCUGGACGGUUCGGCACAAAAGGUCUCGCCAUUACAUUCGUGUCGUCGGAAAGUGACCAACAGGUCAUGUCCGCGAUUCAGUCGCGGUUCGAAGUUGCUGUUUCGGAUCUUCCUGAACACGUCGAUCCUGCCAGCUACAUGACCUCGUAA
Molecule: messenger RNA, 1320 nt
Organism: Sparassis crispa
Lineage: Eukaryota; Fungi; Basidiomycota; Agaricomycetes; Polyporales; Sparassidaceae
Product: ATP-dependent RNA helicase SUB2
Exons: 9
Coding region: 1-1320 (439 amino acids)
Biological process (GO): mRNA splicing, via spliceosome; mRNA export from nucleus
Molecular function (GO): RNA helicase activity; ATP binding; RNA binding
Source: RefSeq, a predicted model, not a curated record